Penicillium bovifimosum is the source of this 345-nucleotide messenger RNA. Its product is annotated as DASH complex subunit DAD1. NCBI's taxonomy places the organism in Eukaryota, Fungi, Ascomycota, Eurotiomycetes, Eurotiales, Aspergillaceae. The coding region runs from base 1 to 345 and encodes 114 amino acids. The record is from RefSeq and is a predicted model, not a curated record. Gene Ontology annotation, cellular component: DASH complex; spindle microtubule; mitotic spindle pole body. The transcript has 3 exons.
AUGGCCUGGCUCCAACAAACCCCCGGCUCAGGCCGACGCGCCUCCCCAACAGUCUUCGAACAGCAGCGUGAAGAACUCGUUCGCGAGAUUGCAGUGGGCAUGGAGCAAGUGCUUCAAAAUAUCAACCGUCUCAAUCGGAAUUUGGAGAGUGUUAUUGCGGUAGGCAAUGAAUUUGGAUCUGUAGAAGCUCUCUGGUCUCAAUUUGAGAAUUUUAUGGGCCGUCCUGAAGACGAAGUUGAAGAGACUGCUACUGGGAAGCGGAAGGUUAGUGGGGGUAGCGAUGCGCCGAUCAAGUCGGAAGCACAGCAUGAAAACGAUGAGGGGAAUUCAACAGCCAUGCAGUGA